UGUUCUGUAAAACCAUCGGCGGGCCUGGCGACCGGGGAGACAGGUUUAGUACUAUAUCAAAAAAAAUAAUAAUAGGCAUGUAUUGUUGUUACUUGCUAAGUUGCUAUUGAGCAAUACCAAUUGUGUUUAUUGUUAAAUAUAAAAUCGUAACACUAAUAAAUCAAUAUAGCGGCAGCACAGAAUAUAAGGUGCAUUUAUUGUUUGUUUCUUAAUGAAACAACUCAGACUGGCGAAACACAAGGAUUUAUCUGUUCCUUAUUGGAUAUGUCCUUUGCUCGAGUCACCAGGAGGCUGAAGAGCAACAGUCACAAAUCUGUUGUGUCUGGGAGCUUUACCACCCAUAGUGAGAGUGCACAAGGAGAUGAACAUGAGAAAGUGGUUAAAAAUCUGAACACUGAACUGCUUGAGGCCGCUGCACCAACAACACACAUUCUCAGGGAUGAGUCACAGCUUUAUACAGUUUCAGAGCAACUGGGACAGAAUGGAACUGUUCUGUCACAGGUGGUCACUUCUAAAAGGAGUAAAAGAUGGCCGUCAAGAGUCUUCUCGAUGUUGUGCUGUCUGGUGAUUGUUUGCUUUCUCGCAUUCCUGCUUGCCUUCCUCUAUCUCAUUGUGCAAGAUACACAAGCUACAAAAGAAUUCAAUGAAGAUGACGUUAAAACAAGUAUUUUUGGGUUUUGGAGUCUUCUAGUACUGUCCCUUAUUGCAGGACUCUCAUGUUGCAGCUUUUCUUGGACAGUGACUUAUUUUGACUCUUUUGAACCUGGGAUGUUUCCUCCAACACCGCUCUCCCCUGCACGCUUCAGGAAAAUGACUGGACAUUCUUUCCACAUGGGCUACACCAUGGCAAUACUUAAUGGUGUUGUGGCGGCUCUUACAGUAGUCUGGUGUUUGAUUUGAAUCUUCAUACCUUUCAUCACGGAUAAGGAUUUCUGUACAGUAACCACAAACAUGUUGCUUAAACAAAGUUCUAUGGAAUACGAUCUGUAUAGGACAAAAUAUUUUUUUUGAGGGGGGUCAAUUGAAAAUAUUUUCUAAUGCAUCUAAUGUACAUUUUCUGUUAGUAGUUCUUUUAGAAUGCCUGUUGUAUUUUUGCUUUCAUUAUUAACACAAAUCUGUGCCUACAUCUUAUAAUAACUGCUGCAUUUGGUUAUCAUUCAUUCAUAUUAAUUUGUGUUUAAAAGUUACUUGUUAGCAGUACUGCAUAUUAAAAUGACAUUUAGCUUUUCAGAGAUGUACUUUGCAUAUCAAAUAUUCAUAUGCAUCAUUGUAAUUAGUUUUUAUGUUUAAAAAAAUCUUAGUCUGUAGUAACAAUUUGUACAUAAGGGAAGAUAUUUUAAUCUCCAUUUUUUUAUAUAUAAAAUGUAUAAAUGUUUGUUUAAUAUAUUGCUGCCCCUUGUUACAUUGUCUGUAUUUUAACAGGCAAUAUAUUACUUUGUAGGGCAGCUUCUAAACUAAAUGGUUAAAUAUGACCUUUGUUAAUGUUGCUGCUUUUCAUUUCAUGUUUAGAAUAUACUUUGAUAUUUGCUUUGUCCAUACACAUCUUUCUGCAAAAAAUGUGCAUAUAUUUCAAUAAUCACUAAAGCAAGGUUAACAUUUACUAGAAACCCUUUUCCUAUUCUAUAUAUUGCUAAAAUAUUUAUAAUCAUAUUUUAAAUGCACUAAUAAAUUGUGCUAGAAUGUAAAUUUAUUCCA
This is a messenger RNA of Bombina bombina (fire-bellied toad), 1695 nucleotides long. RefSeq names its product ADP ribosylation factor like GTPase 6 interacting protein 6 (gene ARL6IP6). NCBI's taxonomy places the organism in Eukaryota, Metazoa, Chordata, Amphibia, Anura, Bombinatoridae. The transcript has 5 exons. The coding region runs from base 265 to 900 and encodes 211 amino acids. The record is from RefSeq and is a predicted model, not a curated record.